AUGAUCCUAUUUACAAAGGCGAAUCUCAUCCGCUUCCUGGCCGGCGCAAUAUGCUUGUUGCUGGUGCUGAAUUUUGUGGGCUUCCGCUCUGACGGAGCUAGCGGUACGUCCCUGAGCAAACUAAGCAUACGGCGCGUGCACAAAUAUGCGCAUAUACAUAGGAACGCCAGCAGUGGGGGCAUCCGGCUGCCUGCUGCGCCCCUGGCCCUAUCGAAGGAGCGAGAGCUGCACAACGCUCAGAACUCCACCUCAACGACUGUGAUUGCGAUUGCAAACUUUACUUCCAUUCCACAAGACUUAUCGCACCCCUUUGCGAACUUCAACAGCACAAACAUGAGCACACACAAGCCCCUGCCAAUGAAACCAACCAUGUCCGCCCUCCAUGCCAAUUGCACUGAUCCUGAUCCCCGAGAUGGUGGACCCGUCACGCCCAACACAACGCUGGAAUCUCUAGAUGUUAUUGAGGCCGAGCUGGGCCCUUUGCUGCGCCCUGGCGGAGCUUUCCAGCCCGACAAUUGCAACCCACAACACCAUGUGGCCAUUGUUGUGCCCUUCCGCGACCGCUACGCCCAUCUCUCCGUCUUCCUCCGCAACAUACACCCGUUCCUAAUGAAGCAGCGCAUCGCCUAUCGCAUAUUCAUUGUUGAGCAAACCAACGGGAAGCCCUUCAAUCGCGCGGCUAUGAUGAAUAUCGGUUACUUGGAGGCCUUAAAGCUUUAUCAGUGGGAUUGUUUUAUAUUUCACGAUGUCGAUCUACUGCCUUUGGACGAUCGUAAUCUCUACAAUUGUCCACGUCAGCCGCGGCACAUGUCGGUUGCGAUUGACACGCUUAAUUUCAAGUUGCCUUACCGAACAAUAUUUGGCGGAGUCUCUGCCAUGACGCGUGAGCACUUCCAGGCCGUGAAUGGCUUCUCCAACUCGUUCUUCGGCUGGGGCGGCGAGGACGAUGAUAUGUCCAACAGAUUGAAGCAUGCGAAUCUAUUCAUAUCAAGGUACCCCGUGAACAUUGCGCGCUACAAGAUGCUGAAGCAUCAAAAGGAGAAGGCCAAUCCCAAGCGCUAUGAGAAUAUACAAAAUGGCAUGAACAAGAUUGAAAUGGAUGGCAUCAACUCAAUCAAGUAUGGCAUCUACAGCAUCAAGGAGUUCCCGACCUUCACGUGGUAUUUAGCAGAGCUAAGGAACUCCGAGCGCAAGAGUUAGCCUAAAUGGGGAGACCGAGACCCCAACUCAAAAAGACAGCGUAACCAACCUUACGUGACCUUUCAAAACGAUCUAUUAUUGUGCAUGUACAAAGGACAACAUUACUUUCUCGAAUAGUAGAAUCUCUCUCUCUCUCUUUUACUAGAGAAGCCCCCAAAAAGGAAAGUUUAUGCCGAAACGAUGAAGACAUUAGACAUUAGCGCACAUAUUGUGUGUAUGGUAGGUAGUACAUAGUAUCUCCACUCAAUAUACUCACAGAACUCUAUGUAGUAUACUUUUAAUCCAUAAUUUAGCUCCAAUUCGAAAAUCCAACCACAGUCACAGAAUGUAGCGAUAAUCGCCCCCUCCUCCCUUAAAUACUCAAAGUGCUCAAGAAUACUUAUAGACUUUUUUGUUAAUUUUUGUUUUGUUUUGUGUUUUUUGUUAAGUUUGUUUUUUCUAUGGCUCUUCUAUGGUAUUUUAUUCUAUUCUCUUCAAAAGGCACCUACACCAAUUCCUAAAAGGUGAAAAUGUAGAUAUUACUUUUGUGAUAUGCAAAUUGUUAAUCGAGAUCAGAAACGAUUUAUACCAAAAU
This is a messenger RNA of Drosophila persimilis, 1774 nucleotides long. Its product is annotated as beta-1,4-N-acetylgalactosaminyltransferase bre-4. Gene Ontology annotation, molecular function: N-acetyl-beta-glucosaminyl-derivative 4-beta-N-acetylgalactosaminyltransferase activity. The transcript is spliced from 5 exons. The record is from RefSeq and is a predicted model, not a curated record. NCBI's taxonomy places the organism in Eukaryota, Metazoa, Arthropoda, Insecta, Diptera, Drosophilidae. Bases 1 to 1200 code for a protein of 399 amino acids. Gene Ontology annotation, biological process: glycosphingolipid biosynthetic process; carbohydrate metabolic process.